Sclerotinia trifoliorum is the source of this 2083-nucleotide messenger RNA. Lineage: Eukaryota; Fungi; Ascomycota; Leotiomycetes; Helotiales; Sclerotiniaceae. The record is from the annotation of a GenBank genome assembly.
UACGAACAUAAGAUCUUACUCCUUACAUCCCCCGUCUACAAUGUUUCGACAUGUUGUUAAAUUGAUAACUACCUAGGUAUCUAAUAGGUGAAUAUAUCAAUUCAUCAUGUGACAUCUCCACGAGCCACCACGAAGCUUUUAUUUCCGGGGACAAAAGUGACGUAGAAGCAAGAGUGCGGCGUUCAUGUUGGAGAUACAUUACGGAUUACUGUAGGAUGGACGUCUCAAAUACAUAUACCACUUGGUUCCAAUCUCAAUUCGCACAAUCAAUAUCCAUCCUAUCGACAUGUUUGUAUAAUUGUGAAAAGUUCAUUUGUCCAUUCUAUCAUUCAUCUUUUGAUUACCAAGCUACAAGAGUAGUGGUGAGCAUUCCCGUUAUUCUCCGUUUCAGACACACACCAGCACAGCCCUAAUGCGCUGGAAAGGACAUCCUAGGUAGAAAUCCUUUACCAGGUCAACAUCCUCACCUUGACAACAUCAUCAAUGCAUCUUAUCACCAUACUGUAGCUCCUUUUUGACCACCUAAAUCUUCCGAUUGUGCGCGAUAGAAAUCGAGUCCUGAUCAACAAUCUACGAUUUCCGUUUCCACAUUACAAGCACAAAUCGCACCAUUCUUACAAUGCCGGCCGAUUACAGCUCGACGGCGAGAGCAUUAGCUCUGCCUAUUAGUCCCCUCGCGUCUCCGCCCUCCUCUCCAAUUCAACAUGCAGAGAGACCACCAUGGUCAAGACGUAUAUCCUCCGGAGUCCGAAGAGCAUACAAUUCCGCCUCGCCAUACUCCAGCCAGCCCACCACAUCCUUCAAAGCUCAAAUUCUCCGCAAGGCAGAUAAAUUACAACGAAAGUGCAUUUCAGCAUGGCAGAACCUUUCUACUUUACAAAAAUGUCUUGCCAUUGUAGCAGCAAUUUUAAACAUUGUCCUCGUCGCCCUUUUCCUGGUCUAUCAACAUCAAAUCUUCGCUAGUCUUGCCCCGUUCGCAGAACGCUGGCGGGAUCUGCCAGGAGGAUGGAUGAUUCUAUGGGCCAUGACAUUCGUUGCCGCAUUUCCGCCCCUCAUAGGCUACUCCUCUACCAUCACCAUUGCGGGUUUCGUCUAUGGAGUUCCCAAAGGCUGGGCUAUAGUGGCGACCUCAACAGUAGCAGGCUCUCUCUGUUCAUUCUUAGCUUCUCGAACCAUCCUCUCAACCUACGUACAUCGCCUGGUAGGCAAAGAUAAACGUUUCGAAGCCCUAGCCCUCACGCUCAAACACGAUGGUAUCAAGAUCCUAUGCAUGAUCCGUCUCUGUCCUCUCCCAUACUCCCUCUCAAAUGCCGCUGUCGCCACAUUCCCUACCGUACAUCCUCUCAACUACGCUCUUGCUACUGCUUUAGUAACCCCCAAACUCUUCAUCCACGUCUUCAUUGGCAGUCGCUUGGGUUCACUCGCCGGCAAUGAAGGAAUGGACACUUCAACCAAAAUGAUAAACUAUGCCAGUAUAGUCAUUGGAGGCGGGCUAGGAGCCACAGUCGGCUAUAUAAUCUACCAACGCACCAUGGCGCGCGCGAAAGAACUCGAAAUAGAAGAGCUCGAAGCCGCCAAUGGCGACGUGGCAGCCGGAAGAAGAGUAGCAGCAGAAUACAGCGAUGCCAACAAUGAUGAUGCGGCGCUGAUGAACGACGAUGAUAUAUCCUUGUGGGACAACACCGAUGAACCAGCCAGGUACACGGAUUUUGUGGAUGGGGAAGAGGCAAAUGUUUUUGCGAGUGGAGAUUUAAAUGAAGAGGCGGAUAUUGGGGAGGAAAGACGACUAGAACUUAGAUUUGGGGUAAGGUUUUUGGCGGUUUGAAAACCAGGAAGGUGUGUGUUGUAUGACAUGUAUGCUGGAUACGCGCUGGGUUUGGGUUCGGAUUUGAUGGUGUCACUACAUUUUUGGCGUUGGGGAUAAAGGAGGGGCAAUGAUUAAAAGGUGCAUGGUUUAUUCAUAUUUCUUCGCAUUGGGGAGAUAUCGACUUAGAAGGGAAAAGGGGAUAAAGACACUUCGUGACCUCAACAUCUAAGAUUCAAUGAACAUAUUUGCUUGUAGCAUCCUUGGGCUGUUUCUUCU